CUAGCUGCAGAUUUAUCCUCUUUUCUCCCAGUAACUUUAUUUAAAUUAGGUUGCGUUGCUGCUGCAGGUUGUGAGCUGCAUGUGAUUUCUAAUUUCUAAAAACUAUUCUGUUCAUGUCGUCAUCGUUCAGGAGAACCAUUGGUGCCGACAGUCAUGUCCAGAGUAAAAACAUACAGAAAAAGCUGAAUUUUGGCAGCUUUAUCUGCUACUUUUUAGUAUAAUGAAGCUGAAGAAGACAAUCUGUUGUUUUUUCACAUCUCUGCUACAUUAAGCGGUAUUGUUGAAUCAUUUGCACCUGUUAUUAUAAACUUCAAGUUUGGAGUGAAAUGCUAUUUGCUGCAUACCCACAGUUUAUUUCUGUUUUGUGCACAUAAGUGUCUUCAAGCAGUCAGUCUUAUGAGGUGAGGUGUUCAGUAUUGAAAACUGCAGAGAUGUUCAUGCCAGAAGUGUGACAGUAACUUUCUUCCUUCUGGACUUUAACUAGGUAGAUGUGGGCUGCUAUCAAACUCUCAAUUUACACUAAUAAUGUAAUUGAAGCUAAUGGCAUUUGGAGGGAAAUGGAGAGGUACGGUAAAUUGGGAAAUGAAGUUAUGACUUACAGCGGCUCAUGAACAAGCCUUGUGUUGUGUGAUACUUUGCCAGCACGUGAUAGUCACAAACACAAAAAUGUGUUGUUAAAAUUAGAAGGAAACUGGAGCAGUUUGAGGAAAACUCACAACCAACCAAUACAAAAUGCUAAAAACAAGAUUUACUCAAAGUGGAACAAAUUUACCCCCAAAAGCAGCAAAAUAACAGCAAUAAUCCUGAAAGGAGGCGAGAACAGGAGCCAGGCUGCAGAGAUUCUGGCCUCAAAGGUUUCCUCUUAUGAGAUUAGUUUGUUUUACAGUGAAAAGGACAGAAGAUCUCCAGCCUGCCAGAAGCUGGUUGGUCAGCUGCUGCUACUGUUGUAAUUCGGUUCACAUGAGCGCUCGGUUGGACCCAUUUCAGUCAGCACGAGCUGCAGUCCCAUGUCUGAAAUUAGCUUUUUCUUAGCAGGCUGUCCACCCCGCCCGCGCUCCCGCCUCCCAGACGCUUCCUUUUGUCUGGCUUUCUCCUCUUUCUGUUUCUUCUCAAACUUCAGGAAACUAAACCUGAGCCAGCAGGUUGAAGCUGACAUGACCUCAGAGAAGGAGAGCAAUGGACUCAACAACUAUGCCUUUGCGCUGGAAGGACGUUUCUGUGAUCUGCCAGAAAGAGGAGAAGAUCUGGACUCGUCUAUCGAUGAAGACACGAACAAACUGGCUUACUGCGUGACAGACGUCCCGCCCUGGUACCUCUCCAUCCUCUUAGGCACUCAGCACUGUUUGACUGCCUUUGGCGGCAUCAUCGCCAUCCCCCUCAUCCUGUCGCAGGGCCUGUGUCUGCAGCAUGACGGCCUCACUCAGAGCUACCUCAUCAGCACCAUCUUCUUCGUGUCUGGACUCUGCACCUUGCUGCAGGUCACCUUCGGCAUCAGGCUGCCCAUUCUUCAAGGCGGCACGUUCACGCUGCUGGCUCCCUCCAUGGCGAUGCUCUCCAUGCCAGAAUUUACGUGUCCUGCCUGGACCCAAAACGCCAGCUCAGUCAACACUUCGUCCACAGAGUUCAUAGAAGUGUGGCAGAGUCGGAUGAGAGCUCUGCAGGGCUCCAUCAUUGUGGGCUCCCUCUUCCAGGUGUUUGUUGGAUUUUCUGGCCUCAUCGGCCUCUUCAUGCGCUUCAUUGGACCCCUCACCAUUGCUCCCACUAUCGCUCUCAUUGGCCUGUCGCUGUUUGAUUCAGCUGGGAGCAGCGCUGGAAACCACUGGGGCAUCUCUUCAAUGACCACAGCCCUGAUCAUCCUGUUUUCACAGUACCUCCGUCACAUAGCCAUGCCCUUUCCUACAUACAGCAAGGAUAAAAAGCUUCACACUUCUCGAGUCUACAUCUUUCAGAUUCUCCCUGUCUUGUUGGGAAUCACAGUUUCUUGGCUCAUUUGUUACAUCUUGACGGCGUAUAAUGUUCUUCCUGCUGAACCAGGGCAGUACGGUUACCUCGCACGCACAGACCUAAAAGGGGAAGUAAUCAGCCAAGCUCCCUGGUUUACCUUCCCAUAUCCAGGGCAGUGGGGGAAGCCCACAGUGAGCCUGGCCGGCGUGGUGGGGAUCCUGGCCGGGGUGAUCUCCUCCAUGAUCGAGUCUGUUGGGGAUUAUCAUGCCUGCGCAAGAUUAUCUGGAGCGCCGCCACCACCGAGACACGCCAUCAACCGCGGCAUAGGCAUCGAGGGAAUCGGCUGCCUGCUGGCUGGAGCGUGGGGAACCGGAAAUGGAACCACCUCCUACAGCGAGAACGUCGGCGCGCUCGGUAUCACCAAGGUCGGGAGCCGCGUGGUCAUAGUGGCCAGCGGGUUGUUCAUGGUUGCCAUGGGGAUACUUGGUAAAAUGGGAGCUGUAUUUGCAACCAUCCCCUCUCCGGUGAUUGGAGGCAUGUUCAUGGUCAUGUUUGGUGUCAUCUGUGCAGCAGGAGUCUCUAAUUUGCAGUACGCAGACAUGAAUUCAUCCAGAAAUAUCUUCAUUUUUGGCUUCUCCAUGUUCUCUGGUUUGGUCAUUCCCAACUGGAUAUUAAAGAAUCCCAAAGCUAUUGCUACAGGUGUGGUAGAGUUCGACCAGAUGCUGCAGGUUCUUCUGACAACCAGCAUGUUUGUUGGCGGUUUCUUCGGCUUCGUGUUGGACAACACCGUCCCAGGAUCGAAGCAGGAGCGCGGCAUCCUGGCCUGGAACAAAGCUCAUGAAGACGAUUCGUGUGAAACUCUGGAGACCGGACAGGUUUACAACCUCCCAUUUGGCCUGUCCUCCUACCUGUCCUCGUUCUCCUGGCUGCGCUACGUCCCGUUCUGCCCGCCGGGCCUGUCCAGCUCCCUGGAUCCCAAGCAGCCGCUGGGAACUCCAGACCCGGGUCAGAUCAUGAUCGGAGUUGGGUUGUGAGCCGCGGUUCCACGUCACGGUGCCGUCAUUUGGGAUUUUCCAAACACACCACCAGAGGCAGCUCAGACUCUGUAACAUCUCAGAGACGGUGUACUGUAGCAACAGAGUUUGGAUCUUAUUACAUAACAAUUCAUCUUUCAUUUCACAUCAUGUUUAACUGCUACAUUGAAUUUUAGAUGAAAUCAAGUGGUGAAUUCUGAAAAGAAGGACAUGAAGAAGUAAAAACGUAAUCUCUGCCAUUUCUUAGAAAUAAAAAAGCGACUGCAGGGCUAAGAUACUUUGACUGG
This is a messenger RNA of Poecilia latipinna (sailfin molly), 3265 nucleotides long. RefSeq names its product solute carrier family 23 member 4 (gene slc23a4). Lineage: Eukaryota; Metazoa; Chordata; Actinopteri; Cyprinodontiformes; Poeciliidae. The transcript has 12 exons. Bases 1008 to 2978 code for a protein of 656 amino acids. The record is from RefSeq and is a predicted model, not a curated record. Gene Ontology annotation, molecular function: transmembrane transporter activity. Gene Ontology annotation, biological process: transmembrane transport. Gene Ontology annotation, cellular component: membrane.